CUACUUUCCGCACAUCCAUCACUCAUGCACGUAUCCAUUCUUCACUGAGCUGGAACAAUCUGCUUUUUGCGGACCGAGUUAUUAAUAAAAUGACAAACUUUUGCCAAACGAACCGCACGACCCCGACUUACUUAUGUAACCAGAAAAAAUGCAUAUAUACAUUUUCGCAAAAUUUGUGAGUAUAUGUACGUACACGCGUACAUUCUGAUACACCAAGACUUGGCUACAGCCAAAUUUUCGCAAUAAAUAUAUCGCACGGCACACUUCUCUCUGUCUGAUCAAUUUUGUUUUACUUAAAUUUUUAUCACCAAAUGCAUUCCACAAAUUUACCGGAAGAGAAAAAUCUACUCGACCUCCCACCACAUCUGCUGCACAAAAUCUUAUACUUACUCCCGUAUCAAACAUUGCAAACAUUACGCAGUGUUGGGCUUCCAUUCAAAACCUUUUUUGACCGCAGUAUUUUACCACGAAGUAAAAUCAGAUUACCAUACGCAGAAUUACAAAAAGCCGGAAACUUCCAACUCGCCGUAAAACUCUUAAAACGUCGGACCGGCCCACGCCACAAAUUCACAAUCCUGAUCCCUCACCCAAAAUCGGGUCCUUUAGUCCUCAUCCUAACCGCUAACAUACUUCAAGCGUUAUACAAAAAUGUGAAAAACACGCCCCCCACGACAACCCCGGCCCCGCAAAAAGUCCUGUAUGAACCCGACCUUUCCUUCGAAGCCAAAAGUGGUGACUUUGACCACUUCAAAAUCCACGUGGCAAGUUUACACCUCGAUUUAAAUUUCCCGCCGGACAAAACCUGUCACAUGAUCGGGUACAAAAUGUGGAGCACGAUUUGUUCCAGUGAUCCGAGAAUGUACCGAAUUACGGUGAAUCGGGUCGAUCUAGAAACCCGGUCCGUUCCGCGGGACAAAUCCAGUCCGGAGCUAAAGGAUGCCCUUAUUUCGUGCCGGAUAAACAUGACCUGCCCCCAGGUCACGGCGGGACUCGCAGUAAUUCAAGAAGGGGAAGUCGACGAGGCUCAAACACGAAGAGCCACAAUCGCUCCACAACAACAGGAAACACGCAUGAAAAUUAUCACGGAUAAAAUAUGCAAAUUUGCUAUCUUAAUUGUUGGCGGGCUCUUCGCCUUUGUCGUUAUCUUUUUCGCGUUAAAGAUUGUGAUCCGAGAUAUUUUAGUUUUUGUGAAUAAAACAGAGUGAACGAAUUUGUA
Messenger RNA from Folsomia candida, 1216 nucleotides. RefSeq lists its product as uncharacterized. The transcript is spliced from 3 exons. Gene Ontology annotation, molecular function: protein binding. The coding region runs from base 312 to 1205 and encodes 297 amino acids. The record is from RefSeq and is a predicted model, not a curated record. Lineage: Eukaryota; Metazoa; Arthropoda; Collembola; Entomobryomorpha; Isotomidae.